AUGAUUGACACCUCCGUUUUCCGAGCGAUGCCUUUGCCGCAUCAGAUUGGAGCCUUCGGGCGAGACCUCAUGGCAAGCGCUGCCCUGGAGGAGGUGGUGACGAGGGGAACCGCUCCGGCGCACCUCAUCACCAACGGCUUGGGCAUGUGGUACCAUCAGACAGGCGCACCCGAGCGAGAGAAAGAGCUCCGCGAAGCUGCUUCAGAGCUUGCGGAGAGGAUCCAGCCGAGCCAGGCACAUUCUUUUUGCAGGACUGGGUGCCUUUGA
Symbiodinium natans is the source of this 267-nucleotide messenger RNA. The record is from the annotation of a GenBank genome assembly. NCBI's taxonomy places the organism in Eukaryota, Dinophyceae, Suessiales, Symbiodiniaceae.